Striga hermonthica is the source of this 720-nucleotide messenger RNA. NCBI's taxonomy places the organism in Eukaryota, Viridiplantae, Streptophyta, Magnoliopsida, Lamiales, Orobanchaceae. The record is from the annotation of a GenBank genome assembly.
AUGCCAAUCUCUGCCGCCGCCCUCAACUUCACUGUACCAGCUCCGCGAUCCCCGUCCCUCUACCACCACGCAGAGUCCGGCCACUCAUUCUUGCCUCCAUCCGUCUCCUUCACCCCCAAAACCUCCACGGCGGGCUCUCUUGUCCUGACCCCAAACAAUCGCUCCCUGUUCGUAGUCUUCUCGACGAACGCCGCCGCCGCCGCCGCCAACAGCGAAAGCGACGCUAAAAUCUCGACCGGCGGAGGAAAUGGCGGAGUCGGAGACGGAGGUAGCGGCGGGGGAGGCGGUGGAGACAAUGGCGGCGGGAACGAAGGGGAUGACGAUAGGAACAAGAAGAGGAACAAGGACGAAGCUCUGAUGGCGUUGGCGGAGGCCGGGAGGAGUCUCGAGAGCUUGCCUAAGGAUUUGAGAGCUGCCAUUGAAGACGGAAGGAUACCCGGGUCGAUUGUUUUAAAGUAUUUUGAUCUAGAAAGAUCUGGAUUUUUGUCUUGGCUUAUGAAAUUUGGAGGGUUCAAGGAGAGGUUGUUGGCAGAUGAUCUCUUCUUGGCCAAAGUUGCCUUUGAAUGUGGUGUUGGAGUAUUCACCAAAACUGCUGCAGAAUAUCAGCGUCGCCAGGAAAACUUUUUCAAUGAGCUGGAGAUUGUAUUUGCUGAUGUGGUAAUGGCUAUAAUAGCAGAUUUUAUGCUCGUCUACCUUCCUGCUCCAACUGUUGCUCUUUGA